CGAGCUCAUGCUUUUACUCUGGAGGGUCAGAUCAGGAUUUGCUGGUGGUGCACCGAACACGUAACCGCUCUGCAUCAGGUAAAGCAUCAGGAUUACAGCUCCACCAAUGAGAACAAUCGCAGUCCUCGGAGGGGGGGUCGGGGGUUUGGCUGCAUCUUACUACCUUUGCAAGAGCCCCCAGGUUACCAAGGUCAUUGUGUUGGAGUCCAGCAGUCGCUUUGGAGGUUGGCUGCAGUCCACCAGGAGGUCAGACGGGGCGGUGUUUGAACAUGGACCCAGAGGGAUCCGUCCUGCUGGGGCAGUGGGACGCAACACACUCAAUAUGGUGGAUGACCUGGGUAUUGGGGGGGAGAUCCUGCCAGUCACCUACAGCCAUGUGGCCUCCAAGAACAGAUAUUUGUACGUCAACAAACAGCUUCACAGGAUGCCUUCAGGAAUAAGUGGACUUUUACAGACUGUACCACCCUUCUCUCGUCCCCUCCUAUGGAGUGUUGCCAUGGAGAUACUAGUGAAGAAAGGAAAACAGGAAGACGAGUCCAUUCAUUCAUUUGUCUCUCGGAGGCUGGGGAAGGAGCUGGCAGACAUAGCUGUGGACAGUUUGUGUCGUGGUGUGUUUGCGGGGGACUGCAGGAAGUUGAGCGUGCGUUCUUGUUUUCCUCUCUUAUACAAUGCAGAGCAGCGCAGAGGCUCCCUGGUGCUGGGCAUGCUGCUGGGCUCAGGUGACAGUCCUGUGGUCCCCCCUGGCCCUCUGGCUCAAAGAUCUGUUAAAGAGUCGUGGGCCCAGUGGUCCCUGAGCCGGGGAAUGGAGUCCCUCCCAGAAUCCAUCACUGAGUACCUAGAACGGAGCGGGAAAGUGGAGCUUCACAGAGAGGCAGUGGUUCAACACAUCAGUCCUUCAGACUCUGGUUGGAAGAUCCAUUUGGAAGAUGGAGUCAUGUCAGCUGACCACAUCAUCUCUGCAUUGCCUGCUAAAGCCCUCUCUUCAGUCCUGCCUUCCUCCUGUCAGCCUCUCAUCCAGCUGCUGCAGGACAUCUGCACUGUCACAGUGGCUGUGGUGAAUCUGGAGUAUGACGGUUGCAUCCUGCCUGUGAAGGGUUUUGGUCACUUGCUGCCAUCAUCAGAGGAUCGGGGUUUACUGGGGGUGGUCUACGACUCUGUUCCCUUCCCUCAACACAACAGACCUGAUGGACUGACAACCAGACUGACGGUGAUGAUGGGCGGAGCCUGGUUCCAGGAAGUGUUUGGGGCCCCAGAAGCAGUAACAGAGGAGCACAUUUUAGCACAAGCUGCUGAGGCAGUGAACCGCCACCUGGGAGUCACCACAGCACCCAGCUGGAGCCGGGUGACUCUACAGAGGGACUGUAUACCUCAGUAUUAUCUGGGACACUUUCAGAGAGUUGAGUCCAUGCGUGGCUUCAUAAGGGAGAACAAUCUCUCGCUAUCUCUGAUUGGUUCCUCUUAUGACGGUGUGUCAGUCAACGAUGUCAUCUUUAGUGGACGAACAUCUGCAGAGGAGCUGUUGGGAACUGGAGUUUGAAUGCGCUGGUUACCCUGGAGCAGAACAGCACCUUCCAGUUACAUGUGCUGUUUAGAAUCUAUUUCAGUUUGAACCUGUAUUUGCAUAAAGCGAGCAUUGUCACUCAUCAGUGUGACAGGACACAGCCUGUGGACAUGAACACCAGCGACUAUGUUGAAAACAUCAUUCUGCAGCGACAUGGCAAGGCUGCUUCGAGUCUCAUCUGGAAAUGUCAACUCUGGUUAAUGAAUAUGCUGAAUGGUCGCUGGGGGCUCUUUACCUUGGUGCCACACUCUAGAAUUAAUAUAAAAUUGUAAUAUUUUAGUGUCCUAAUAUCAUGAGGUUGUGUUCAUCUACAGUGUCUGAACAUUGACACAUUAUCUGGUUCCAAGGGGCUGACAUAUAUUUCUUUUUCAGGCCAUCUAAUACUACAGAUGUUGCUUGCACUUUAAGUAAAGCCUUAAGGUUUCUGUAAUAUUUUCUCAUCAGUUUGUUCUGUGGGAAAGAUCUCAUGAAGGACUGAUAUAAGCUUGCUGAGUGAUUUUUAUAUGAUUCUGUUGCAUUCAAAAGUGCUCUCAGGUGAAGUAUGUUGUACAUAUAUGUGCCCUCUGAGGCCCGCUUGUGAUUUUAAGUCAGAAUUAAAAGCCAUUUGUCAGAC
Centropristis striata (black sea bass) is the source of this 2174-nucleotide messenger RNA. RefSeq names its product protoporphyrinogen oxidase (gene ppox). Gene Ontology annotation, biological process: heme biosynthetic process. Gene Ontology annotation, molecular function: protoporphyrinogen oxidase activity, oxygen as acceptor. Gene Ontology annotation, cellular component: mitochondrial inner membrane. Lineage: Eukaryota; Metazoa; Chordata; Actinopteri; Perciformes; Serranidae. The transcript has 13 exons. Bases 107 to 1537 code for a protein of 476 amino acids. The record is from RefSeq and is a predicted model, not a curated record.